ACUAAUUUUAGGUCUCGAUUUUAGUUUCACCUGGUUGUUAAUUUCAGUUUCGUUUGUUAACCAAUUGGAUUAAUAAUAAUAAAGUGUGCAGUUGAAUUCGCGCGCUUUUUUGUUUUUAUUUUUUUUUAUUUAAGAAAAAAAAAACAGUGAGGUGAGGAUGUCGAUGAAAAACGAUAAGCAACCGUGUGCACGACUUUGCCACAUAGUAAAGUGGGAGGACUUUGAUGGUUAUGGUUUUAAUCUUCACGCGGAGCGCGGCAAGGAGGGCCAAUUUAUUGGCAAAGUUGAUGAUGGCUCACCAAGUCAAGCCGCUGGAUUACGUCAAGGCGAUCGCAUUAUCGAAGUUAACGAAAUAAAUAUUGAUAAUGAAACCCAUAAACAAGUUGUUGAUCGUAUUAAGGCUUUUCCCAAUGAAACAAAAUUACUCGUUGUCGAUCAGGAGGCUGAUGAUUAUUACAAGGCUAACAACAUUAUUAUCAAGGGCACGAUGUCAGGCAUCAAGGUAAUCAAGACGCCCGAGAAGAAUCCAUCCUCCGAACACGAGGCUCCUGAUGGAAGCAUUUCCUCAUUCGAAGAUAAUACACACAAGUCAAAUAAUUCAAUCGACACAUUGUCAAAUAGUGGCAGCACAGCUACAAUGACGGCCACAUCGAUCAACGAUAGUAAUUCAAAGGAGAAAAUCAACAACAAUGGACAAGAAAAUGGACGCAGUGAUAUCUACAAUAAUGAUAAAUCAAUUAGCAAUGAAACUGGAAACAACGCAACAGAACACCUUACCACGGGGAACGGAGAUGUAUCGACGACUAAAGAGAGCCUCAAUCUUAAAAUGAGUGCCAAGGAAGUACGUGCUAAAUUGGCGACCAAGAAAAAGUAUGAUCCUAAAAAAGAUACUAUUCCAUUCCAGGCUAAAUAUGAAAUGUUAAAUCAAAUGUAAUUGCUUGUAAUGCAGCAUUAAAUUGCGCAUGUUGUUAUUCUCAUCGUAAGCAAAUGUAUUACUAUACAAAUAAAGUUUAAAACUAAUUUUUUUAGUUAUCAAUGAAA
Molecule: messenger RNA, 1041 nt
Organism: Cotesia glomerata
Lineage: Eukaryota; Metazoa; Arthropoda; Insecta; Hymenoptera; Braconidae
Product: Na(+)/H(+) exchange regulatory cofactor NHE-RF1
Exons: 3
Coding region: 158-934 (258 amino acids)
Biological process (GO): protein localization to plasma membrane
Cellular component (GO): apical plasma membrane
Molecular function (GO): protein binding; protein-membrane adaptor activity
Source: RefSeq, a predicted model, not a curated record